AUGUAUCCUGGGUUAGAAAAAGAAUUGGUGGAUUAUAUUAAAAAAAAGAAAGAAGAAAAACUUGCGGUUACAACGUCCAUGAUUAGGAAAAAGACAAAGGAGUUAGGAAAGACCCUAGAUAUUAGAGAUGCCAAAUUUUCGCUUAUUAGAGACUUUCUUGAAGUUUUAUAUGAAAAAACAAAUAUUAUUGAAAAACAAUUUAUUAUCUUUUUUGAUAAAACGCCUAUGUGGUUCGACAUGCCUCGGAACUUGACAAUAGAUUUUCAAG
This is a messenger RNA of Dentiscutata erythropus, 268 nucleotides long. The record is from the annotation of a GenBank genome assembly. NCBI's taxonomy places the organism in Eukaryota, Fungi, Glomeromycota, Glomeromycetes, Diversisporales, Gigasporaceae.